Molecule: messenger RNA, 11622 nt
Organism: Rana temporaria (common frog)
Lineage: Eukaryota; Metazoa; Chordata; Amphibia; Anura; Ranidae
Gene: PCDH1
Product: protocadherin 1
Exons: 5
Coding region: 424-4041 (1205 amino acids)
Biological process (GO): homophilic cell-cell adhesion
Cellular component (GO): plasma membrane
Molecular function (GO): calcium ion binding
Source: RefSeq, a predicted model, not a curated record
CAGAGUUAAGGCAUGCAACAAGCAGCUGGCAGCUUUGCAUUGAGAGAGCCAGGGAAGAGAUGCUGGUGGAGUGCUGAUCCCGGCCGGCUCCUCCCCCCGCACACAGACAGCGGACUCCGCUCUUCUCCCGGCUCAUACACAAGCAUACAUUCUCCGGGACGGAGCUCCCCAUCCUGAGCACUCCCUAUCCUGAGCGCUGCCUACUGGAGGACGAGGUGAUCGCAGGGAGCCGAUCGCAGGGGAGGCGGCACACACACUCACACACACGCCGCUCAUCUCUUACCAUCCGAUCGCCCAUUUCUCCGGGACUUGUGGAUGUGACAGCUCAGACCGGCCAGGCGAGCGACGAGGAGCGCUGAAGGGGGAGGCGGCUGGAGGAGACAGGGGGACAACACAGAGUGGCCACACUCACUCAAACCAAGGAUGAAGAAAGCAGCAUCGUGCUUCUACCUAUGGCUUUUCCUUCAGCUUCCCCUUAUUGGAUCUUCCUCCCAGGUGAAAUACAGAGUAGAGGAGGAGCAACCACCAAAUGUCUUGAUUGGAAGCCUGGCUGCUGACUAUGGAUAUCCAGACUCCAAACACUUGUACAAGCUGGAAUUGGGGCAUCCUUACCUCCGAGUGGAUGGCACGAAAGGGGACAUCUACACAACUGAGACUGCCAUUGACCGAGAGAGCCUGCGCGAGUGCCAGAACUUGUUCCCAGGCCAAGCAUGCUUCCUGGAGUUUGAAGUAUCUAUGACCGAUCUGAUGUCGCCAGUUCCCAGGCUUAUCGAUGGUCAGAUCGAGGUUUUGGACAUAAACGAUAACAGUCCUAAUUUUGCCUCCCCAGUACUCAUGUUGUCCAUUCCAGAAAACACGAAUAUCGGAAUGCUUUUUCCAAUCCCUGCUGCUACCGACCGGGAUUCUGGAGUGAACGGGGUGGCCUCCUACGAGCUGAUUGUGGGCCCUGAAGCACAUGAACUUUUUGGACUGCAAGUAGCCGAGGACCAAGAUGAGAAACAACCUCAGCUCAUUGUCAUGGGAAAUCUUGAUCGGGAGCAAAGAGACUCUUAUGAUCUCACCAUUAAAGUUCAAGAUGGUGGCAAGACCCCACGAGCCAGCAGUGCGCUACUGCGUAUCUCCAUCCUGGACACCAACGACAAUGCUCCCAAAUUUGAAAAGAUGGCUUACGAGGCAGUGCUGCCCGAGAACAGUCCAAUGGGGCAUUCUGUACUCCAGGUGAAAGCCAAUGACUCGGACCAGGGUGCCAAUGCUGAGAUUGACUAUUCCUUUCACCAGGCCUCAGAUACUGUUCGGAGGCUCCUGCACCUAGAUAGAUCAUCAGGUUUGAUUACAGUUCAGGGUCCCAUAGAUCGUGAAGAUGUUGGAAUGCUGCGUUUUUCAGUGGUGGCCAAGGACAAAGGAUCAAAUCCUAAAUCUGCCCGUACCCAAGUUACAAUUACUAUACGUGAUACAAAUGACAACAAGCCAGUAAUUGACAUCAGAGGGUUCGGCCUUGUAACACACCAAGAUGGUGUUGCAAAUAUAUCGGAAGAUGUCCCUGUGGAAACGCCCGUGGCAUUGGUACAGGUCUCUGAUAUAGACGAGGGUGAAAAUGCUGCUGUGACCUGUGUUGUGGCCAGGGAUGUUCCUUUCCAGCUGAAACAGGUUAGCGACACAGGGACUGACAGCAAAAAGAAGUAUUUCCUGCAAACCACCACACCGCUGGACUAUGAGUCUAUAAAAGAAUAUACUAUUGAAAUUGUAGCUGUUGACUCUGGCAACCCUCCUCUUUCCAGUACCAAUUCUCUUAAGGUGCAGGUGACAGAUGUGAAUGACAAUCCACCUAUCUUCCCCCAGAGUCUGAUGGAGGUGACCUUCAAAGAGAACAACUCUCCUGAUGAUAUUGUAAUGGAAGUUAGUGCAACCGAUGCUGAUAGUGGUUCAAACGCUCAGAUAUCUUACUCCAUACUUGCAGAUGCCAAUACUCGUGCAAUCUUUUCUAUCAACCCAGACUCUGGUCAAAUUAGAGUCAAUACCGUAUUGGACCGGGAACAGAGGGAACAUUAUGAUUUUCAUGUUGUUGCUGCAGAUAAAGGAUCCCCAAGUCUAAAAGGGACAGCUUCUGUUGUCAUCACUGUUCUGGACUGUAAUGACAAUGAUCCCAAGUUCAUGCUAAAUGGCUACAAUUUCUCAGUCAUGGAGAAUAUGCCUAGGUUGAGCCCAGUUGGAAUGGUGACAGUUAUUGAUGCAGAUAAAGGUGAAAAUGCUCGUAUCCAUCUCUCAGUGGAGCCGGACAGUGGAGAAUUUGUUAUCCAGAAUGGGACAGGCACUAUCCUUUCUAGCAUCUCCUUUGACCGGGAGCACCAGAGCACGUACACCUUCCGGUUGAAGGCGGUGGAUGGAGGGGACCCGCCUCGUUCUUCAUAUGUGGGUGUGACUAUAAAUGUCCUUGAUGAGAAUGACAAUGCUCCAGUUAUCGUUGUACCUUCAAACAUUUCAUAUGCUUAUCUUACUCCUUCUACACACCCAGGUACCCAGGUCAACAAGGUUCGAGCUGAGGACAUGGACACGGGUAUUAAUGCUGAACUUGUAUAUAGUAUCGCUAGUGGCAAUCCCUAUGAACUUUUUCAGAUAACACCCACAGGGGGUGAAGUAACCCUAGAAAAGCAGAUUUUAAGGAAGCACCAUGGCCUGCACCGUCUAGUAGUAAGAGUAAGUGAUCGAGGAAAACCUACCAGACAUGGCACAGCCUUAGUUCACUUCUAUAUCAAUGACACUUUAACAAACCAGACUUUUGUGGAAACUCUACUUGGUCACAGCCAGGAUACUCCAUUGAACAUUGAUAUUGCUGGGGAUCCUGAAUAUGAACAUAACAAACAGCAAAGAAUCAUCCUAUUUGGUGUGUUUGCUGGGAUUGUGGCAGUUGUCGUAGUCAUUGUGGUGGUUGUUUUGGCUCGAUACUGCAGACAGAAGGAAGCGAAGAGUGGCUAUCAGGCUGGUAAGAAAGAAACAAAAGAUCUGUAUGCCCCAAAGCAGAGUAAUAAAAACGGUAAAAAUAAAAUUAAAACAAAGAAGAACAAAUCUCCAAAGCCACCCAAACCAGUAGAGGAGGAUGAAGAAAGUGGGCUGCAGAAGUCCCUUAAGUUUAAUCUGAUGAGUGACUCUGUUGGGGACAGCCCAAGGAUUCAUCUUCCUUUGAAUUACCCACCCGGGAGUCCGGAUUUGGGGCGUCAUUACCGCUCAAACUCUCCCCUGCCAUCCAUCCAACUGCAGCCACAAUCCCCAUCUGCCUCCAAGAAGCACCAGGUGGUACAAGACCUACCGGCUGCCAACACCUUUGUUGGCACUGGGGACAACAACUCCACUGGCUCUGAUCAGUACUCGGAUUACAGCUAUCGGACCAAUCCCCAGAAAUACAACCAUAAGCAGUUACCUCAUCGCCGAGUGACGUUCUCUACAUCCAACCAGGCCCCUGACCUCCAGGACCCUUCUCAGCACAGCUACUAUGACAGCGGCCUAGAGGAAUCGGAGACCCCGAGUAGCAAGUCGUCCUCUGGGCCAAGAAUAGGGCCUCUCGCUCUCCCAGAAGACCACUAUGAGAGAACCACCCCUGAUGGCAGCAUCGGUGAGAUGGAACAUCCUGAAACUGAUCUCAGACCACUGCCUGAUGUAGCCAUGACGGGAAACUGCACACGGGAAUGUACAGAAUAUGGACACUCUGACACUUGCUGGAUGCCUGGCCAGCCAUCACCCAACCGCAGGCCCAAGAAUGCCCUCAAGCUCUCCACUUUUGUGCCUUACCAAGACAAGGGGAGUCAAGAGCAAAUUGGCAAUGGCAACCCCAGAAUUCCAGAGGACCGCAUCGGAGGCAACAAUAACAGCACCACCAAAAUGGCUAACAUUCAGCUGUUACCGACUUACAGUGCCUUUACCAGUAACAGCCAUGAGUCGUCAUGUACGGACUCCCCUUUGGAGGAAAUCCCACUAACCCAAACGGCUGAUUUCCAGCACGCCACCACUCCUUCAUCCCAAUCUGCCAAGCGGGAGAUAUAUCUGUGAGAUUCACUUGACCCUUUUUUGUUUCCUGGCAUGGAUUAAAGUCAAAAGGACCAAGGGAAGAAUUUGGGAGAUAGACCUAAACCAAGCUAACUUUUAAAUGAAGGAGAAAAAAUUAAAGGUGGACAAAGGACAACACAGUGCUUUAUGGUCCAUGCAACUGCUUCUGGGCUUGCGCCUACAUUGAUUUCUAGUGUUUUAUUUUUGUUUGUUUUUUCCUUUUCAGGUUUAUUUUAUUAUACCUAUGUAAAGUUUCAAACCACCCUCUACAUAGACAAUUCAUUGUCAUAAAGGUCAGAACUGGAUUUGAAGAAGGGUGGGGGGAGUUUUUUAAGGUAUAGUUUUUAUAUAUGUAAAAAGGGAGCUUGCAUUUUGGUUUCUCAUGCUCAAAGAGGGAAACCUCAAAGCAAAGGAGGACUUUAUAAGCCAUUCUGGUUCUGGUUUCAGUUUGAAAAUGUCUAAAAAAAAGUUCUUGGUGCUCUUCUGGUACAUAGGUUUGAAUGUCCUCAUUAUUAAGAAAGUCGCUUCUUUGUGAUAACUGAAGUGGAUGAAGGCUUCUGAUUUUUCGCUGUGCUAUUUAAACCUAGUUCUGAGUCCUUGCAGUUUUUCUAUGCGUUUGUGGGUAGAGGAAAUUUUUACAUCUGACGUUGGGCUUUGUAACCAAUUUCUCCACUAGGAAGAAAAACACAAGGUCAUGCCAUUAUCUAAAUUCCAAGCUUUCUUGAAGAUCCCACUCCAAUGCGCACGCCUCUGGACUCCAAAUUCUUUUUAAAUAUCUGGUACCAAGUCCUUUUUCAUUUUACAUUUGGAAUACAUUUUACCGGAAAUAUUUUUGAUAUUUACUCUGAGGCUUAAAGCCCACAGUUUUUUUUUUUCUUUAUUGGCCUAAAAUAUACUUCUUAAACACGGCAUGCAGACUUCAAAGUUGACAUUUUUCUUUUUCUUUAUAACCUAGCGGUUUCCUGGUAUAUAGGUGGUAACUGCUGUUUUAGGGUCCAAUUGCUAUCAACAGUGCUUAUUUAGAUAAAGAAGGUACAUGCAUCUGGUGUUUGUUUUGAAUGGUGUCCACGUGUCUGUUUUUGAAGCCAACAAAUAACUUAUAUAACGCCGUUAUUUAAAAUUCACAAUAAUUUUAUGCACAAUUUUGUUUUACAUUUGGUUUAUUGCAUGUUAACUUUUAAGUAAGGACUGCUCACAAUUUGGUUGAGGAUAGCCAAGUGCCAGAGGAUGCUCCCUCAGGUGUGUGAUACAAGAUGGCCUGUUCAAAGUAGUUCUGUGAAUCUUAAAAAGGGCCGUCAACCAAUAGGAGGGGGAUAACAUAUGCCAAAGGUGCCAACUGAAUGAGUAUAGAUGUUUUGCAAUGGAAGCCUGAAGGGGACCAAACUGUAUUCUAUCUGCAUAUCUAACUUAUCAAUACAGGGUAAGCUGCGACUGACCUUUUCAUGUAGACUUCUGUAAAUACGAUCCCUUUGAAUGAUGAUCAAGUCUGCCUGAUUUCAGCUUUUUAAUGUUGCAAAUACCCUUUAUUAUUAUUUAUUUGUUCUGCACUCUCCAAAGUGGUCGAAAGAAGAUUUGGCACUUUGGCAAUGAGAGCAUGUAGAUUUUUUUUAAAUAUUCCUUUUUAGUUGGAGGCAUUUCAUCCUGUUCUCAUCUACUGGAGAAAGGAAAGCUCGUCUCCGGAGUAGAAAGGUUAAGUUCCCCUAUGUGUAUUCCUGUCAAAUGAUGAUACAUACUAAUUUGCACAUAAUUGGCCUAGAUUUGCUAAGUGAAAGUUGCUAUUUUUUAAUGUGACUCUUCACCUGUGAAUUGCACCACAGUCUUCACUGAAAAUGAUUUAACAAGUUUGUUUCAUACGGUUUCUAGCUAAAAAUACAUUUAGCACAUUUGCUGGGGGAUAAAAAAGAGCAAAUAUCACAAGUCAAAUCUAGAUCAAAUGUCAGGGGUUUUAACCUACAAAUUGAAACUGGUUGUCUCGAUACUCAUAUGCCAGCUGCCAGAGUCAUUUUUUGGGGGGGAUUUGGAAUUAAUUUUUGUACCAUUUUAUAACAUUGUGUGCAUGUGGAAAAAGUAACAGAAUUGUUUUGCAUUUGAGACUACUUACAUUUUAAAGGACCUUCACUCUGUUGUUAUCCACAAGGUACUGUUUACACUAAUCGGUUUUACAUUGUGUGCCGGCUCUGUGUUCAUGGUUUGCUCAGCCAUUUAAAAAAUUGAAUUUUUAUAUACACAUUAUGGAAGCCUAUAUCCUGGUAAAAUAUAAUACUGUACUCAUUUAAGUCAUGUCGUAUGAGGAAGACCAGCCUCAUUAAUGAUUGUGUACCAUUAGCUAUCAACAUUCUAUUUUUUAAUUCACACGUAUUGGGGUUGUUUUUGAUGUUUUAUCCAUGUACACGUCUUUAAAAGUUUUGCACUAGAACUGUAUAGAUUUUUACAAGGUUGUUUACGGCCAUACCGACUUAUUAAGAAGACAGUGGUGUACUAAGUAACCAAUAUUAACCAGACAAAUCUCUGUUUAGAACAAUUAAAGGUGGUUGCUGAUUGGUUGGGUUUAUAAUUGGGCUACUGCUUUUUAAGACUUCGCCCUUUAAUAAGCUCAUGUACUACAAUGGUGUAAUUGUCUGCAGCUACACAGUGUCCAGGGUCUAUUUUUCUGAAGUUAAACCAUGCAUUUAAUUGGUUGCUGAAUGUUGUGUUCUCUGCAAACACCCCCCAGAUUUUUACCAAUGUUGACAUCAAGCCAUGAAAGUAUUUAGUAGGAAGGUAUUUGUGUCUCCCAAAGCUCCGAGUCUUGCUUUUAGUUAUCAACCGUUUCUAACCAGCACUGGAGGAUUAAAAGUUGGCAUGUGAUUGGUUCCCUUAAGACUAUAUAUACUAGAAGCCUAGUUUGUUUUAAGGCAUAUUUGGAAAUCAUAUACUGAUCUCAUUGAAGCCUUUAACAACGAUGUACUGUUCAUCUAGUAUCUGUUCUAUAGAUACAGAAUGCUUUAACCUAAUUAGAGAAAAAUUUGGCCCUCCCCUCUUACCUGUACAGCCAGGUUGUUCACCAAAAUAAUACUGCCAAGCCUAGGUAUCAGCCUCUUCAUCGCAGCACCUAUGGUCCCACACCUCCUUUUUUUUUUUUUUUUUCUUCUGACAUUACGGGAGGGGGGGGGGGAGAAGAGUUUGCUGUGUCUUCUGGGUUGUUCAACCACCAUGAUGACCUACAUGUGUUGUGCCUUCAGGGAGGUGACUGCAAAAAACACGAAUAGGCAGCUGGCUCCCCUGAUAACAGUUUUGCACAUGCAUUAUAGAGUACCCUUUGACCUCCUGGAACCCCUGAUGUGGGUAUCCCAGGAAGUUGAGGGCACAGUACAUGUUAGGACAGACAUACUAUCAAUUUCGUUAGAGGAGGAGAGGAAGGAAAAUGAAAAAGUUGUCUGGGAGAUAACAUUUCCUCUUUAAAGUUCAAGUACCUUUUGUCCACAGAUAGGUAGCCAUUUUGUGGGUUGUAUUCAUAAGAAGAAGCUUAACUAGUGAGAAUGCCUAAAUAAUUUACAGACUGCAUUCUGACAAAUACCUGGUUGUAUACAGUUUGGCCAGGUUCACUGCAUGAAGGUGAAGUACAGACUAGGAGGUUUUUUGUUCUUUAAAACCCACCAAAUUGAUGGGAAACGUGGAGCUGGACAUAUUUUUAAUGGAUUUAGGAUUACAAGUAACAAAAAAGACUUCAAGAUCUGAAUGCUGUGCUAAAGAAAAGAAGAUGCCAACUUUGGUGUCAUAGGCUUACAAAUAAUUAACCUUAAACCUUUCACUUUAUAGCGGGUUCCCAGCUAUUGUCAGUUGAGAUGUUCUCUUUAUCUCCAAGUUAAAAGAAAGGGAGCUUGGUACUGCCAUAAAAUCUAGGCCAGAAAUACAUAGUCCGAGCUUCAGGUCCUACAUUCUGGAUUUGGGUUGUCUAGGCUGUUGGUUAUGCUCCACAUAACAUUGCCAAUCACAUCUUUCAACCUCUUGAAACAGCAAAACUUUCAUGUCCUAGAAAAAAUUGGCAUUAAAAAAGUAGACACUUACCAGGCUGUAGUACAGAAAGGCAUGAUGCUUUAACAAGCAGGAGCCUAAAUUGAAAUCUGCGACGGCCUCUAUAUCUAACAUCCUGCUUUUUCCACCUAACAGUGAAAAGGUCCUUUUGUUAUGUAUAGAUAUAUAUUAGAUUCAAAAUAGUGUGAUUGCGAUAGAGAUCUUUGUAGCCAUGUCCAAGUUUUUGUGCACCCUAGUAUAUUAAAGCAACUCAGGCAUAUCCUCGGUUUUGUCUAUUUUGGGUCUCUGUAACAAUCCGCAAAUCAUGUGCUUCCUCAUCCUUAUAGCUCAUGCUGCACAGGGUUAAAUCUCUGCUGCUCUUUAACUUAACACAUACUGCCUGUUGUAAAUAUAAUUUCUCAUAAAUGCACUGUCAGUUUUGGGGUCUUUGCCUCUAUGUUAUUAAGCGAUUUUCCUGUCUUCUUUCUGCUUGUUAAGAGAGUCUGGCCGGAAGAUGGUGGCACACACCGUUCCAAGCUAGUAAGUGACGGGUGAUUGUGUUGGAGCCAAAUGUUGCUGCAGCAUGUUAUAUUAUGACACUGGCACAUUUAAACUUUAACACAAUCUCUGUCUUGGUGGAUUGUUAAUUAUCCACUGCUGUCCUUCAAUCACUUCCCAUCUAAUGCCUUUUUCGCAUUUUCUUGCCCCAGUGUUUCCUGUGUUAGACAGUAGGGCCCUUCAGCUCCUCUUGCACAUAUAAUUGUUGCUUCAUUAUUAGGGGUGAAAAUGUUUGCAGUUUUAAAAAAAAAAUCUAUUUUUCCUGCAGUUAUUCUUGACUUUUAAGUGUGAUCGAUUAGAAUGUUUGGACAUCUUGUCACUGGCACCAUAAGAUACUUGGACUCAGGCUUUUGACAGGUACAGAGCUCAGGCUGUGACAGGUACAUAGUGUAAAAACAAAUUGUGCUUCGUCAAAUAAGUAGCGAUAGGACACAUGUAAUUGGCUUCCUUUCAGGAUCGAGCCUUGUUUGCAGGACAUGUAGAGCAUGAUGGGAGAUUUUUGUCUCUUCCUGCAACACUGCCAUUCUCAAUUCUAAACUGAUCCUUUUUUCCAUAUUGUAAGAGUUCAUAACAUUUUUCAGAUACAGAACAACUGCCUAUUGUAAGGGAAUGACUAUUUAUAUACUACUGAUGUCAUUUGAACUAUGAAUAGAGGUCUUGCUUCUGUAUGUUGGGCAUGGAAAAGGAUUUAGGGUCUGGUUCAGAGCAAACAAUCUUGGGAUUAAUUGCAGGGUCCUUUUCUGCUAUGGUAUCCUUAAUCACCCAUUGUGACACAGUCAUGAUGCUUGAAAGAUGAAUGAUAUGGAAGCAUAGUGUUUUGUGGCUGAUGGUUUUGAAACACCAUGUGAUUUUAUUUUAUUUAUAUUGCCCAGUAAUUCUACCCACCAACAUUCCUUUCAGUAUGAGUUUAACAAAAAAAAUACAUACAUACCUAGGUGAAUGCAGCAUCAAUCCGAUGCUGCAUUGGUCCCCACCAGCUCUGCACUGAGAAUUGAGCAAUCAUACACCACUGAUCCCCGAGUUCUCCCCCUCCACUCUUAGCGGGGAGCCAUGGCACUCUGCUCAGCCCCUCAGGUGCUCACUGGUGCGCUGAGCUAUGGAGAGGCUGGCUCAAGCUCUCACUGGAGCGCUGGGCUGUGAAGGGGCUGGCUCAAGCUCUCACUGGAGCGCUGGGCUGUGAAGGGGCUGGCUCAAGCUCUCACUGGGCUGUGAAGGGGCUGGCUCAAGCUCUCACUGGGCUGUGAAGGGGCUGGCUCAAGCUCUCACUGGAGCGCUGGGCUGUGAAGGGGCUGGCUCAAGCUCUCACUGGGCUGUGAAGGGGCUGGCUCAAGCUCUCACUGGAUUUGCUCAGUGAUGUAAGCAGACAGCGUGCUAAAGGAGUGCAGAACGAGCUGUGCUCCUGUGAUCUACAGAAGAAUUAUAGCCAAAUUGGCUUUGGCUAUACUUUUAAAUAAGGUAUUUUUCCAGCUGGGGCAGUUCUUAAAAAGUUUCAUUCAUAUAUUGAUUUUUGAAUGUUAAAAGAAAAGAAAAAACAAUCAGUGCCAACAUUCACAAACCUAAUUGGAAAAAGUAUGUUUAAAUUUAGUUUGAACGAAUCAGCAAUUAUCCACCAAGAACAGCCAACAGUCCAUUCAAUCCAGGCUUCCAGGCAGGUACUGUAUAUUAAACUCAUUAUUUCACUUCUAAUUGUGGGAAGAGAACAGGAAAUCAUCCACAGUUAGUUGAACUUGGAGGCCAAAUUUAGGGAGCACAGAAAUUCACACUUCCAAGCUUUGCAAAUUUUAUGUUACAAAAUUGUUGACACAAAUGGAGCAUUAUUAAAAUGUGCACAGGUUGAAAACAUGGCAGUUUCUGUACUUUACUAAUGAUUUGCAUUAUACAGUUUACCAAAAAAAAAUAAAAUAAAAAAAAUUGAAUUGGGGAUUAGAAUUAAAAAUUGCUUUAGCUAAAAUACACACCAUUUGGAAUAAAACGCAGUAUGCAGAAAUUGCCUGGUUUUCUGGCUGUAAUAAAUGUAAGUAACCUACUGUCAAAAAAUGUACACUGAGCCACAGCACAAGAAUCCAUGCUUUGUUUUGUGACAACCUUGUUCUUUGCAACAUGUAAUAGAAUUGGUUAAAACAAUUGUUGUAAAGCCUACAUAAAACAUUAUUUUACAUUUGAUGCCUACACUAUGUUUUAUUUAUUUUUUUGGACAAAUACCAAAGGUACUAAAAUUGAAGUGAUGGUAAAUUGGGCCAAAGUGGCUACAGAAGGUGGAGUAGUCUGAUGCGGAGUGUUUUACAAAAAUCCACAAAACACAAAUGUAUAAAAGGAAAAAAAAUAAAAAGCCUGUUUUUUAGAUUUUAGUGUUGAUUCUCUUUGCCCCUGAUCUAUUGAGGUGUCGACAAUGUUAGGUGUUCACCGUGUAUCCAACAAUGGAAAGGGGCUAACACAAAAAUUUAAUUUACUUGCUUGUGAUGCUGCCUUGUUUUGUACAGUUUUAUGUACAUGAAAGUGUUGCUUUUUAAUAUAUAAACCUUUAAAGAAAUAUAUAUAAAAAUUCCCAAACGAAAAAAAAAAAAAACUUGAUUGAAAUUACUAUGGCAAAGUAUGUAACUAUUUUUAAAAUGGGUAAAUUAAUAUGUAUAAUCAGAAGCUUAUCGUCACAUUUUUCUCGGUUUGUAAAUCUUUGAUGUAUUUUUUUUUUUCUCCCCAAGUGACCCAAACCUUGACCUUUCUCUCUGGGAAGUUUUUCUAUCUUCUCUUCCAGUUUUAAUUUUAUAAUGUUUAUUUCUACAUUUUAUUUUGUCCAUUUUUUUUUUGUUAUUCCCUGCCCUGCUUUUAUUUCACUAUCCCCGUGAACACAUUGUUUUCUUUCCGUUUUCUUUAGGUUGUUCCCUGUUGUUUUUUUUUAAUUGUUUCAGCAUGGCAAGAAUAAAACAAAAUGUGGUCUGUCUAUUACCGUUUUUACUUUUCAGAUACAUGAAAAUAUUUCUGUUCUGUUUGCGGAGCUGUCAAAUAAAGAAUUCCAUUGUAAUUAUACUUCAAAAA